CUUCAGCAGGAGGCUCCACCUCAGCCUUCAGAGGCCCCUGAGGAACUAGAAUCUCCAAGUCCUCAAGAGGCCCUCGCCCGGCCUUUAGAGACACUUAAGGAGCUUGUAGUUCGAUCAGUAGCACAUCAUGGGGUAAAUGAAGCUCAGCAGUCAAACUUGUACAAUUUCACUAUUAAACCUAUGGAUCUGGCACUUACCAUAACUCCACAGGUCACUAAAUAGGUUGAUCCUUCUCCAGUCGAGCAGGAGACCCCAUCUCAGCCUCCAGAGAGUGAACCUACUCUACUCCAUCAAGACGCCCCAACUCAGGCUCCAGGUCUCCCUACUGAGUAUGUACGUGAAAUUCCAGUGAGUGAAGAGGUGGUAUCUCUACCUGGCGUUCAGCGUCACGCUCAUUCCAACUUGCCCAGUGUUACACUUCAACCUCUGGAUUUGGAACUUACCAUCACUCCAGAGCCCACUACGGAAGCUGAAUUUCCUACAGCUCAGCAGGAGGCCCUGACUCCACCUCUUCAGCAUCCUGAAGGGACAGAAUCUUCUCCAACCCAGCAAGAGACCUCAGCUAAGCCUCCAGAGCCUCCUGGCGAGGUUGAGCCUUCAAGGGAGCAGGAGCAACCAGCUCA
Molecule: messenger RNA, 623 nt
Organism: Delphinapterus leucas (beluga whale)
Lineage: Eukaryota; Metazoa; Chordata; Mammalia; Artiodactyla; Monodontidae
Source: RefSeq, a predicted model, not a curated record